Molecule: messenger RNA, 766 nt
Organism: Paramuricea clavata
Lineage: Eukaryota; Metazoa; Cnidaria; Anthozoa; Malacalcyonacea; Plexauridae
Source: the annotation of a GenBank genome assembly
AUGGCGUCGGCUCUUUCUCAUACGAGUGCGGAAGAAGUUCUUUCUGAAUUUCUGGCUGAAACUUCAGGUGAAACGAGCGAUUCCGAAGACAACAAUUCUGCUAAUAAUAAUGCAAAUCUUGCUACGACCAUCAAUCGCUGUUUAGAAGCGUUGGAUAACCUUGACUUGGGACCAAACACGGCAGGAUUUAAAAAGUGUGUCGAAAAAUUUAUUGAAACAUCAUUCUUUGCAUUUCAACCUCCAAGUGACCCGAUGAAGAUACUGUUGAACAGAACCGUUAAUUGUGCAACUAUAUUUAAUGCAGAAAGCAAACAAUGGCUAAAAAAGAUAAGCAACCGAUUGUCUGGGAAAAUUAGCAUCAGGCAUCCAUAUCAAGGUGAAAUCGUUAGAAAUUUUCCUUCUGAGAUGUUCUUUGCACUUAAAACUUCAGUGCAGCACUCCCGAAAAGAGGAAAUUACUAAUAAUGUUUUUUACAACGAUAACAAGAAUCGAAGUGUUAUGUCCUUUUCAUCACGGAAAGCUGUUAUUGUAUUUCUGUCAUUGUUGAGUGGUUACUCUGAAACAAAUGUGAAAGGCUUCUUUAAAAAAAUUCUGUCUGGAAGAACGCAUGGUAAAGCCCGUGUAAUUGUGGGCUGCAGCAAAGAGUUUUCUUUUACGUACAAUAGAAAGACUGGGCAAUUUUGUGUCUCUUUUCAUUAUGGAGUAUGGAACAAAGCAGGUUUCCCUCUCCAUAACUUCUGAUGGGAACAAAACUUGUAUAUUACAG